Tetranychus urticae (two-spotted spider mite) is the source of this 1552-nucleotide messenger RNA. RefSeq lists its product as uncharacterized. NCBI's taxonomy places the organism in Eukaryota, Metazoa, Arthropoda, Arachnida, Trombidiformes, Tetranychidae. The record is from RefSeq and is a predicted model, not a curated record.
UGUAGCCAAUGUUAACAGUGAGUUGAAUAGUAGACUUGAUUCAAGAGGUGUUCACAUUGAACCAUGUAAACAUGUGAAAUUGUUUAAAGACGGUAAAGACUGAGCAUCAAGAAUAGAGUAAACUUGCGUUAAAAUGAUUGUUAAAUAGCGCAUUAGAUUAAACUAGAACAGAAAACACAAAAAAACCAAAAGAAAGGAAAAUUUUGUAAAUUUUGUUCCUUUCGACAAUUAUGAAAUUGAACAAUUUAACCCUUUUACUGGUCAAUCUAACCUGUCAACUGUUAACCUCUCCAUUGAUCAUCAUCUUGUCCACUUGUGCAGUUCACAUUAAACACUUUUCCUUUCCCUCAACCUUCGACCUAACCCGUGAUUCAACCCUAACCCUGGACUGUGAUUACGCUUACAAUGAAAAUGAUUUACUUUUGGUUGUUCGCUGGUUCCAUCAAAGUCUAACUGACCGACCCGAUCCAAUCUACCAAUGGAUACCUGAGCGUCAAGUUCGCCAUGUGGCAGCCGACUAUAAAAGUUCAUUCGAUUACGAGCACGUUUCCGAUGCUUCGGAUCCCUUUACAAUGUACCGUUCGGUAGUUUUACAUCAACCAGUGCCAACCAUGUCUGGUAAAUACAAAUGUUUAAUAUCUUCUCUGGCCAAUUCAGAUUCUCGCGAGGGAAACGUCUUCAUCUAUGCAUCACCCAGAUCAUUUAUAUUCACUUCUCGAGUUGAUCCUGACACCGGUAAUCUAUUACUUAAAUGUAUUACUCGUCAAGUUUAUCCUUUACCUCAAGUUAAUUUAUACAAAUAUGUGACUUCAAGUGCCGUUAAUACUUUUAUAUCUAAAAAAGCAACAUCAACCAAUUCAACAAUCAAGCAAACCAGUGAAUCAAGUUACUCUUCAACAAUACCUUUGAUAAAUGUAAAUAAAAGCAUCAGUUUACCUUCACCUUAUUACGACGUUUCCAUCGAGUAUACACUAAAUGAACAAGAACUUUUGGCAACAGUCUUUAAUCGAAUUCCAACAAUUUUCGAGUGUCGAGUAACAAUCAACAAUACAGACUAUUCGUCAACCAAACGAAUCACCUUGUAUUCAAAUAGAUCAACAUCUGAAUAUCCAUCAGCCAAAUAUUCAAAGAUAAUUAUAUGGUGUUUAACCAUCUUUGGAGCCAUCAUGCCAACCAGAAUGGAGUUCAAUUGUUACUACAUUUGCUGUUGAAUGUCGAAUUGUUGAAACUCGUUUUUUACUGUUGACCAAAUUGAGAUGACAACCAUUGGAAUCGAAAUGACUGAAGAAGAAAAAGUUUCCAAUUUCGUUGUUUUACACUUUCGUUUGUCCUGUUUCAUGUCAAAUUUUUCACCCAAAAUUGUAUUCUAGUUUGAAGGGAAUGAAGAAACUUGUUUUAAAAACUCAUUUCUAUCAACUGUAAAUGUCUAUUGAAGAGCAAUUCAUUUUAUAACAAAUUGAAAUAUUGAAUAAAUGUUUAAAUAUAUUGUUAAUUGUUGGUUUCCUACUUUAAGAAGUCAAAUAAAGAGCAAGAAAAGGUGAAGGAAAUUUUC